This is a messenger RNA of Aplosporella prunicola CBS 121167, 2601 nucleotides long. RefSeq lists its product as uncharacterized. Gene Ontology annotation, cellular component: cytoplasm; exocyst. The record is from RefSeq and is a predicted model, not a curated record. The coding region runs from base 1 to 2601 and encodes 866 amino acids. Gene Ontology annotation, biological process: exocytosis; Golgi to plasma membrane transport. Lineage: Eukaryota; Fungi; Ascomycota; Dothideomycetes; Botryosphaeriales; Aplosporellaceae. The transcript is spliced from 6 exons.
AUGUCCUACCGCGGGCCCCAGUUCUCCCUGGACACCUUCUCCACCAACGACUUCAUCGUCAAGGACUUUAUAGAAACCCUCUCCGACACCGCCGUCCCUGUCAACCGUCGCUCCCAGAUCCCCGCUCGCCAGGUCGCCUUCGACCCGAAACCCUUGAUCCGCAACUUCGAGGCCGCCCUGGCUAGGCUGGGCAGUUUGUCGGAAGAAUUGGAGCUCCAGGAAAACGAAUUGUCGGGUUCGGUGCGCCGCGCCGAAGCGCAACACAACCAAAAGGUCCAGUCGCUGAGCGUCAAACUUGACAAUGCUGUCGAGUCUUUCAACCAGCUUGACAGCUCGCUCAAUGGUGCCGUCACCGACGGUGUCGACGGGGAAACCGGAGGCAAUGUUGCCGUGAGGAUAGGUGAACGGCUAGAAGAGCUAGAUCGGCAGAGGCAGCGCGCACAGGAUGCCAAAUUCCUCAUACAAUGCUGGAUGGAAGUCAGUGAGCGCGGGGACUUGUCGUCAUUGGAAGACGUCAGACGGUUAGGGGGUGGAGACGGCAAGGUCCGCUGCGCGCAUAUUGCUCGGCAACUGCUCCGGCUUAGCCAUCGACUGGAUCCGGAAAGGUCGACUCAGGUCAACGGCAACAGACAGACGAAUGGUGCCGACAACGCCGAUGCGCCAUCAAGUCCGAAGAAGCACAACACGAGAGAGAUUAUAGAAAAGUUCUUGGAGAUGCUUGAGAAGGACUUGCUCAAACAGUUUGACGACUUUUACCGGAGGCAGAACUUUGACGGAAUGAGGGAAUGCGCUGCUGCUUUACGCGAUUUCAAUGAUGGUGCAAGUGUCAUGGGAUUAUUUGUCAACCAGCACCAGUUCUUUAUCGAUCGAAGCCAGCUUGUGACUGAAGAGCUCGCGAUAGAUCCUGAAACAUGGGACCGACUUGCUGACCCCGAUACGGAACCCCCCGGCGUUGAGCCUUCUCUGCAAUCUCUUGUGGACGAGGUGAGGCUAGUUGUUCAGGAAGAAUCGUUUAUUAUCAAGCGGGCCUUCCCCUACUAUGAUGAGGUUUUGGUGCGGUUCUUGCAAAGAGUCUUCCAGCAAUCGAUCCAAGCCCGUCUCGAAAUGGUCCUGGAAAAGGCCAAUUCGAUUUCGUCUCUAGCCUUCCUGCGAUCACUGCAGGCUGCUAGGAGCUACAUUGGAGGAUUAGUGGAUGACUUGAAAGCACAUGGAUUGACUGAACACCCAGAACCCAUCUCGUCACAAGUGGCUGCAACCCUGGACCAGCAGCUGGAUGAUCUCUUCGUACCGUACCUACUUGGUUCGUCAUAUAUCGACCGUGAAAGGAAGAACUUGGAAGAGCUGUAUUCCUCGCUGCUAUUCAAGUUUACUCUAUAUCACUCGAAAAAGCGUAAGAUUCCGACGUCUUACCUUGGAUCGCUUGGUCAGAGAGGUAGGGAGUUGUUCGCUUCGGCAAAAGAUGCUUACAUCGACCGACUCGGAUCGUCCGACUUGCCAAGUUCGCAAAGAAAUAUGAUGUUGAAGAUUGCCGACCUCAAGGAGGCAGACAGUGACAAGGAGAUCGAAGUCACUGAAGAAGAUGGUCAAUUAAGUUUGGCAAUCUCGAAGCGUAUGCUCAAAUGGCUUGCAGAAGGUGUAGGCAGAGGCCUUGAGUUGAGUGCGAACAGCGAAACGCCGAAGGAUGUACAGGCGCUGCUCACGCUCUUACUCACCCAUCUUGGCGAGGUCUACCUGGAAACGGCACUGGACGCAACCGCCGACUUUGCCACUUCGCAAGAAAACACCCGUAAUGCCACACCCGAAACAUCAUAUAUGUAUUCACUGCGUACGUCGAUUGGCAUCCUGCAUCUUCUACAGAUGUCUAUCUCAACAGUCCUGUUGCCGCUGGCAUCACCCAGUCUUACGACGCGCCGCGAGAUCGAAAAGGCCGCCAACGCCACGAUCACGAACCUUGAGAACAAGAUCUCCAACAUUCUGCAGAAGACGAUCGAUGUGACGCUGGCGUGGACGACUAAGCUGCUGCAAGGCCAGAAGAAGACGGACUUCCGACCCAAGGACGACGACCUGGUCUCGCUGGGCGCCGAGACGCCAACCUGCCUGGCAGUAGACCGCUUCCUGAACGGCGUAGCCAUCCAAGCCAAAGCGGCGAUCGCGCAGCCGGCACUGGGCCUCUUCCUGAGCGAGCUGGCAAUUGGGCUGCGCGCCCUCCUGCUCGACCACUUCCGCCGCUUCACCGUCUCGCUGACGGGCGGUCUCGUGGUCAGCAAAGACGCGACCAAGUACGCCGAGCUGGUGCGCGGCUGGCCGACGGCGGGCAGCGGCGGGGACGGCAGCGGCGUCGGCGGCAGCGGCACGGGCUCCGGCGCGGAUGGUGCGAGCGACUCGAAGCGCGGCGGGGGCGGCGGCGCAGCGGGCGGCUUCGAGAAGGGCGGCAUGGACGUGCUGGUCGAGGUGGCGAACCUGUUCGUCAUUGGACCCGAGGCGCUGCGCGAGCGGCUGCGCGGCGUGAGCGGCGCCGAGCGCGAGGGCUUGCGCGGCUUUGUGCGCAAUCGCGAGGAUGCGGGCUCGGCGGGGGUGCAGGGCGUGUUGGCGGGGCUGUGA